CAACGAUGUUGGAUAUUGGAUUUUAUCUCCUGUUGCUCUAACAACGACGCUGGCGGAAAUUUAACGUGUUGACCACCGAAUGGAGACUUUUGUAGUUAACUUUUUUUAACUCGUUAGAUCUUAUGGAAUAUCCGUUCAAAUGCCAAAUUGGUAAAUAGUCUAUUCAUUUUUUAAGUCCAUUCAGCUCACCCAAUAUGCCACCAAAAAAGAGUGCACAAGUGAGAUUUUAUUUCCAUUUUUCUUCAAGUAAACGUUUAAUAGAAUGAAACAGCAUUGGCGAGGUUAGUGAAAGAGUUACUCAACGAUUACGAACAAAGAGCUAAUUAUUAUAAAACGACAGUUUGUAACUCAGUCAAAUUAUGUUUUAGAAAAGCUGUAGAAGAAGAUCAUCCUGUAACAAGAGUAAGUUAAUUAAAAUAUCAGUUGUUGUACAAAGCUUCUAGUUGAUCCACAAGAUCGUAAAACAGUUGAGUAUUGGAUUGACGACAAACUAUGUGAUGUUUUUAGCAAUGCUGGUGGUGAUGAUAAAAGUAGAAACACACAACAAAAGAACAUUAACAAAAAACAGUUGAAAGAAGAUAAACCACUGGUAAAACUUUUACCAUUGAUUGAAACGAUACGAGCAAAAAGGUAUACAACGAUACAAGAAAUACUAAUAUGGGAUUGUUAUAUUGAAAAUGAUGAUAUGGUUGCAUUAACUGGUUUGUUCAAUAAAGAAUGUUAUCUUAUUACACGUAUUGAAUUAAUCGACUGUUUUCUUGACACGGAAUGCAUUCGAUUGUUAGUGGCUAAUAUUGCUAUCUCUAAAAUACUACGUGAAUUAUCCUUGGAUUUUAAUGAAAUUGGUGAACAAGGUUGUUGUAUAUUAUGUGAUGGUUUAGUUAGAAAUCAAUAUCUUACUUAUUUAAGCCUAAGAUUUUGUGGUCUGACUAAACAAUGUGGUUUGUGGCUUGGAAAUGUAAUUGCAGAAACAGCUAUAAGAGAGCUUAUUCUUGACGGGAAUUCUUUAGAAGCUGAAGGAACUAUAGCUUUAAUUAGUCGAAUUUCUGAUGCUGCAGAGAAAGAAGGAUUUGAACGUACUGAAGAGAUAAGAAGAAAAAAAUUAGUUGCAGAGGAAUCUAAAAGUCGAGGUCGAGCGAAAGUGAAGGACUUAAAUGUUCUAGAAGCAGCUCAUGAUGAUAUUAUUGAUCUAGCAACCUCUAUAUCAAGUAAGAAAACCUCUGCAAAAUGUGAUAAGAAUAAAUCAUCUAAAAGGCGAAAACGUGGUAGAAAGAAUAAAAGCAAACCAUUAUCUCCUCCUUCUGGUCCACAAAUAGCGGUUUUGAAAUUAGCCGAUAAUGAAAUUAGUCAUCAUGGUCAAGAAGAAAAUUUUAAUACAGUGAGAUGUAUGCAAUUAUUAAAAAGUAUAAUUUCACAUAGUAAGGAUUUGCAAGAAGUUGAUUUGUUUGCUAAUGAUAUUGGUGAUCUUGCUGCCAGACAAAUUUUAGAAGGGAUACUGUGUCGUAAAGAUGCUAAAUUACCACAAAUCGGUGUACGUUUAGGUCACCGUAUUAAUCAAGACACAUUUGAUAUGGUACGUAAAUUAGCAUCCGGUCCAAAGAAGAAAAAGGUUAGAGGAAAGAAAAGAAAGUAGAAUUCGGUUUAGAGUGGAUUGUAAAACGCUAUAUUAAAUACAUAAAUGAAGAUUGUACGCAAAGAGAUUUUCCAAUAAAACUACUUUUGCAUUUAAACUGCCCACAGUUACUGUUAUCGGUAUUAUCACUAUUAAUCUAUGAGGAGAUGACGAUUAUCUUUAUUUAUGUACAUAAUUUGGAAAGCUAAUUUUAAGUGAAUAAAUCAGAUUUAUACCUCUUUUUAAAGAUUCCCAUUAUUCUCUUCUAGACUUCGAUGUCAAUCUGUAAAAUUUUAGAAUCAAAACAUUUUACAAGUAAUGUAACGAAUUGCUUAUAAAUAUAUAAGACAAUGUUG
Schistosoma mattheei is the source of this 1968-nucleotide messenger RNA. NCBI's taxonomy places the organism in Eukaryota, Metazoa, Platyhelminthes, Trematoda, Strigeidida, Schistosomatidae. The record is from the annotation of a GenBank genome assembly.